AUGCAGCUUUACAACGUGUUGGUGACCGGAUCAGCCGGGCAUCUUGGUCGCGCUCUUAUGCUGGCACUGCCUUCUCUGGGCUACACACCUCUUGGAAUCGACAUAUUGCCUUCAACCACGACGAGCUUCGUGGGAUCUUUCACUGAUCGCGCUUUCGUGGAGCACAUACUCUCGCAUAACACUGGUAUUCGGUAUAUCAUUCACGCCGGUGGGCUGCACAAACCCCACAUAGUCUCGCACAGCAGAGAAGAAUUCAUCAACACAAAUGUCACGGGUACAAUGAUACUCGUAGACGAGGCUGCUAAGCUCAAUGGUCGAAUUGAAGCGUUUGUACUCGUGAGUACGACCUCGGCCUUUGGCUCAGCUUUAAUCGCCGCCGCAGGAGAGCCUGCGGUUUGGAUCGAUGAAUCGGUUGUCCCGCGCCCCAAGAACAUCUACGGAGUUUCCAAGAUCGCGGCCGAAGACAUCUGCUACUUAGCGCAUUCGAGAACGAAGCUACCAGUAGUAGUGCUCCGCUGCAGCCGGUUCUUCCCACAGCCCGACGACGACGAAAUCCGACGUAACGCGUUGAAAAACGACAACAUGAAGGUUCUCGAGCUCUGUUACCGGCGAGUUGAUAUCACCGAUGUGGUAUCCAGCUGCACAACAGCCAUGCGCAAAGCGAAGGAUGUAGGCUUUGGGCUAUAUGUCAUCAGUGCACCUACGCCUUUCCAUCGAGACCAUGUCACACUUGCCAUGCUGAACACAGAUGCAAAGGCGGUGGUGCAGCGUGCUGUUCCUCAGUGUGUGGAGCUGUUUAGCCAGAAAGGAUGGGGCUAUCUUGAUAAGAUGGACAGGGUGUAUGAUAGCAGCAAGGCCAUGACGGAAUUGGGCUGGAGACCAGAGUAUACGUUUGAGGCGGCAUUGGCGAGACUGCAGAGCACCAACGAUUGGAGAAGUGAACUUGCCAAGGAAGUCGGAAGGAGGGGCUACCAUGCUGUCUCGACAGGGUUUUAUACUGCGAGAUAA
Messenger RNA from Fusarium pseudograminearum CS3096, 1008 nucleotides. RefSeq lists its product as uncharacterized. NCBI's taxonomy places the organism in Eukaryota, Fungi, Ascomycota, Sordariomycetes, Hypocreales, Nectriaceae. Bases 1 to 1008 code for a protein of 335 amino acids. The record is from RefSeq and is a predicted model, not a curated record. The transcript is spliced from 2 exons.